CUGUGACUGAAGAUAUUAUUAACGAAAUGGUCGAAUAUGGUGCCAUUAAAAAUACUAAGAAGAAUACUGAUAAUUGGGUUCGAGUUUUAAAAGAAUAUCGGUCUUCAGUUAAUUUAAAUUAUGAUAUAUCCACAAUUCUUG
Racocetra fulgida is the source of this 141-nucleotide messenger RNA. Lineage: Eukaryota; Fungi; Glomeromycota; Glomeromycetes; Diversisporales; Gigasporaceae. The record is from the annotation of a GenBank genome assembly.